AUCAUCAACAGCAUCAACAUCUCAACAAUAGCAACAACAACCAACAAUCCAAUCUUCUCUGCCACUUCAACAAUAACUUCCAAUCCACACCACCACCACCAAACCAACCUACCAACCAUCACCAUGCAGUUCACCAGCACCAUCAUCUCCACCAUUCUGGCCCUCGCGGCCUCUACCACCGCCAUCCCAACCUCCAUCCCCAUCCCCACAAUUACCCUCAAGGUCUACAACGACAUGACUGGCGCCUCUGCUACCGCCAGCGUCCCGGCCGACGGUGUCCCACGCUUUGUUACUGACCUCUUCCGAGGCAGUGCCAUCUCUAGCGCCAGCGGCGACAUCUUGGGCACCUCAGCCCAGCUCACCGGCUUCCAAGACCUUACAAAGUGCCAGCUUCUCAACCUCAACAUUCCUGGCUGGACCAUUGAUCUCGAUGGUCGCGCCAAGAACUUUGUGGACCUCGAUGGCGAUGUUACCAAGCCUAUUCCCACUUGGCUCAACGGCUUCACUUUCCACUGCGAGAAGCCUCAGUAGAGAACUCACGAGAUGACGGAGGACGAUAGGAUGCUUAGAUGGGAGGUUCGAGAGAGUAACGUUUUACGAUUUUCUUACAUUCAUUUGCAUAGUCUUGGGGAGAGAGUGUGGCAUUAGACGGUUUGGUAGCAUUGGGGGAUAGAACUCUCUGCAUCUUUUAGUGUGUUUGUUUUGUUUUACGACAGUCCUUACUUUAGAUUUGCAUAUAAACAAUAGAAACUUGCUUUUGCAUUCAC
Messenger RNA from Pyrenophora tritici-repentis Pt-1C-BFP, 767 nucleotides. NCBI's taxonomy places the organism in Eukaryota, Fungi, Ascomycota, Dothideomycetes, Pleosporales, Pleosporaceae. The record is from RefSeq and is a predicted model, not a curated record.